Messenger RNA from Daktulosphaira vitifoliae (grape phylloxera), 2404 nucleotides. RefSeq names its product probable tubulin polyglutamylase ttll-15 (gene TTLL15). The record is from RefSeq and is a predicted model, not a curated record. The coding region runs from base 616 to 2124 and encodes 502 amino acids. NCBI's taxonomy places the organism in Eukaryota, Metazoa, Arthropoda, Insecta, Hemiptera, Phylloxeridae. The transcript is spliced from 9 exons. Gene Ontology annotation, biological process: protein modification process.
UCCUUGAAGAGACUUUUUAGAUGUUUCAAAUUUUAAAUGCCUAUUAAAACAUUUGUUAACUGAAGAACGGAUUAUAGACGAAAGUGGAGCAGGAAUUUACACUUUCUAUGAUGUUAUGUAGUAUCAAAUAUAUUACCGAAUGGUGAAAGGAAGACAUAAAAUACAGGUAUAACAAUUCAUGUAUUUGGCAGAUGAUUCUUAAGGUACACAGCAGGUCACGACCGGCCUACUUUUGAUUCCCACGUGCUUAAUCGUAUUCAAGAAAGUAGAUAGGUAAGUCUACAAUCUACGAUUUUUCGUCGAAUCAUGCGCAAGUUUUUUUAUGCAUAAGUUCCUUUACGAUCUUAUAACUAGUGAGAAACCGUAGGUUUAUUCACUAAAGAAGUUGGGGUUUCAGGAUAUGUUCUCUUGCAUUUAUUAACAUACCCUUUACUAAUUUGAUAAAAUUACUUGAUAACGUGUAGCUUGUGAUGUUUUCUAGGUAGUCCGUGAAGAGUGUCAUCAUAAUAGAGGAUUCUAAUAUACGUGUGUUUCAUAAAUCUUAAAUAUUUUUAAAAUUGUGUAUUUUAAUGCAUUUUUUAUAAUAUAAUUUUAAUUAAUUAAAAACUUUUAAUAAUGAGAGCGAGAUGGUUUUCAUUACCUUUUAUUGUUUCUUUUUUAAUACUUAUGUGCUUUAUUUUGUUGGUAAUCAACUUUUUUGAACUCAGUUGGAUGCAAAUGGAACAUAACAAAUUUCAUCAUGCUCAACAGACUUACCCUGCUGCUGCUUCUAUACCUCGACCACUUAAUGACAUGAUGAAAAAACCAAUAUACAGUGUAUUUGCUAGACAUUCAGAAGCUGGACACUUAAGGCAUGUUUAUGAUGUAUUUGAUGUUUAUGGUUAUACAAAAAAACCAUUAGAAUCAGAUCCCGAUUGGAAUGUAUUAUGGGCUCAUGAAUAUCCAUUCAAAACACUUGCAGAUAAAAUUGUAUUUUCUAACUUAAAGCCCUAUCAAAAAGUGAAUCAUUUCCCAGGUAUUGGGUUCAUUUCAAACAAAGUCGAUUUAGCAACAUCAGAUAUUAAGUAUAUUCCCCCAGCUUUCCAAAUGCCAUCUCAAAAAUCGAAAUUUCUUUCUUAUGCCAAAAAAUAUCCCAAUAAAUUCUUUGUUCAAAAGCAAAAUAAUCAUAGAGGUAUUAAGAUAAAGUCUUCAACUGAAUUGGAUUUUAAUUCAACCGGUAGUUUUAUUCAAGAAUAUAUAGAUAAUCCUUUAUUAAUUGAUGGAUAUAAAUUUGAUAUUGGAGUUUAUACAAUUAUUACAUCUAUUGAUCCACUUAGAGUGUACAUGUAUAAUGGAGACAUUUUAUUCAGAUUUUGCCCUGAAAAAUAUCAUCCAUUUGAUCCUAAUAAUGUUGACAAAUAUGUAAUUGGAGAUGAUUAUUUACCAACAUGGAAUGUGCCAUCUUUAAAAAAAUAUUAUGUUGACCAAGGGGCCUCAAUGAAAGUAUCUGUUGAAUCACAUUUGAAGACUUUGAAUAAAGAUGCUACUAAAAUAUGGAAUCAAUUAGAAGAUGCUAUAAGAGUUAUUUGCUUGGAAAAAGAGCCUUUAAUAAAAAAUUUAAUGAAAAAUUACAAAUCAAAAACAAAUUUUUUUGAAAUGGCUCGUUUCGACUUUGUUGUUGAUGAUAACUUGAAUGUUUUCAUUAUGGAGGUAAAUAUGUCACCUAAUUUAUCAUCAGCUCAUUAUCCUCAAAAUCGUUUGCUUUACGAGCAGGUAUUAUUUAAUCUAUUUGCUCUUGUAGGUUUGACACAUUUUGAACGAAAAAAAGAUAGCAAUAAGAUGAUUGUAUCUAUGAAAAAUAUUGUAGCAUAUCCUAAGCAUUGUAGUGAGAUAGAUUGUAAUACAUGCCAAUCAGAAGAUUGUAAAUUGUGUCUUCCGUGUAUAGACAGUGAAAUUGAAAGGCAACUUACCAAUGCUUAUCGUGAACAUAUUGAUCGUCAUGAUUGUAAAAGAAUUUUUCCGCCAACAUUUGAAAGACGUUUAUUGGUGAAUAGUAGUAAUGAUCUUAGUAGGUAUAACCAAAAAAAUCAAUUGAUGUAUAAAUGGUUUAAAGGAAAAUGCAUUGAAGAUGUUGAAUGGUGCUAAAUUAUAGAAUGAUAUCUUAUUUAAAUGAAGUGAAUCAAUGGAGUAUGUUAUGUUUUCAGCUCAUAGUUGAGCUAGAAAUUACUUUUUAAAUUGAGAGAUUUUACAAAUGAAAUUAAUUUGUUAUUUAAAAUUUAUUUAACUAUUAUUAAGUAAAUUUAAUGCAUUCAUUUGUCAUUUAAAUAACAUACCUCUUUAUUGAAACGUGUUGCCCUUAAAUUUGUUUGUUUAGUGUUUGUAAUAUAAUCUAAUCAAAAUAUAACGCCAUGAAUAUUUACUUUUG